Messenger RNA from Adineta ricciae, 954 nucleotides. The record is from the annotation of a GenBank genome assembly. Lineage: Eukaryota; Metazoa; Rotifera; Eurotatoria; Adinetida; Adinetidae.
AUGACAUAUCGUAAUAACGUGAUUUACCUUGUAACAGCAAUUGCGCCCUAUACACGCACAUGUCGAGGUUGCGGACGUUUUCUCAUUGAAUUGACCUAUUUGAUAUCUCAAAAAGAAGGACAAGUUGGCACGCCAGAACGACCCUUAUCGACAUUAGGUGCACAAACCUAUGAAGCAUACUGGAAAAUCAAAAUCGUUGAACAAUUACUCGUGUAUUACAAUGAAAACAGUCCGAAAUGUUUAUUAAAAACGAUAAUGAGUAGAACAGGAAUGGCUAUUGAUGAUAUUGUCGACACGUUACAGAAUCUAGGCAUUUUAACAAUGAAAUCUAAUGGCAAGCCAGUUAUAUCUGCCGACGUGACACAGUUAGAAACGAUAAUGACCAAAGAAAAGAUCAAACAUGCCCAUUGGGUGAAAAUCGAUAGUGAAUAUCUUCGUUUUACUCCGGUACUGACACCGCUAUUGCUGGCUAACGAAGAAAAAGCUGUGGAAAAAGAAGUGAAAGAAAUACAAAUUGUGUUCAAGGAAAUCGGCCGUGAAGCAGCUGAAGCAGCAUCAUUAGCAGCCGAAGCAGCAGAUGCCGAAAUCAUAGCAAAUGAUAUUGAUGAACAUUCUCAAGCUCAGCUGAAAGAAGACACCGUUGAUAUAAUCAACAAUAAUCAUGUAGAGAAAGAAGAAGAAGAAGAAGAGCCAACAUCUUCUUUGAAUCGAUCUGAAACGGCAAUCAAACCAGUGGAAAUCACUGAAGAUCAGUUGCCACCACGUUCGACAUCACCUACAUCAAUGAUUGUUUCUCAAUCAAAUCAUUACAACUAUUCGACUAAAAACAAACAACAGCAACUACAACAACCGCACCAAGCAACACCAGUCAAUAGUUUUCAUGGAUCUACGAAUAUGACUUAUAGUUUUAAUAACUCAGUAUAUCCAUAUCGUUACCCAUCGGAUAGGAACUAA